CGGACGCCGAGCUGGAGCCGGGGCUCGGGUGCUGGGCGCCGACGCGGUCCUGGCGGAUCCCGCGCCCGACUCGGGCGCAGGACUUUUCGCCUCGAUCCACGCAGCUGCGGCGACGCCGCAGGUCCUGGUGCAGCCUCGGGACUCGCCGCCGCCGCCUCCGCGCCGCGCUGCAGCCCCCGCCGGCUCCGGAGAGCGGCUCCGAGAGUUUCUCCCGAGGAAGGAGCCGCGGACGCGCGUCCCCGGGGGCCCCGCCGCCGACCCGCACGCGCGGGCACCAGCCCUGGAGGCGGGGGGCCCGCGGGUCCUGGGCUGGGCUCAGGCUCCGGAGCCGCAGGUGGAAGGACGCCCCGGGGGAGCCGCGGAGAGGUGGCCAGGUGAAAGGCACUUUGGGACACCCUGGGCAUGGAGAUUUAGUGUUUGUCUUUGGUGACCGUUUGGUUCCCUGCAUCCUGCGCGCCCCCUCCCUCCUUCCGGGCCAGUAAAGGUCCGUCGGGCUUCCCCGCCUCGCCAGGCCAGGGGUUCGGUUCUCCGCGGCGGCGAGGCCUUCCCGGGCCCGAGGCCCGCCGGCAUGGGGAGCACGCUGGGCUGCCACCGCUCCAUACCGCGGGACCCCUCGGACCUGUCGCAUAACCGCAAGUUCAGCGCGGCCUGCAACUUCAGCAACAUCCUGGUGAACCAGGAGCGGCUCAACAUCAACACGGCCACCGAGGAGGAGCUGAUGACCCUGCCCGGCGUGACCCGCGCCGUGGCUCGCAGCAUCGUGGAGUACCGCGAGUACAUCGGUGGCUUCAAGAAGGUGGAGGACCUGGCGCUGGUCAGCGGCGUGGGCGCCACCAAACUGGAGCAGGUCAAGUUUGAGAUCUGCGUGAGCAGCAAGGGCAGCUCUGCGCAGCACUCGCCCAGCUCCCUGCGGCGGGACCUGCUGGCCGAGCAGCAGCCUCACCACCUCGCCACCGCCGUGCCGCUCACGCCGCGUGUCAACAUCAACACGGCCACCCCGGCGCAGCUCAUGAGCAUUCGAGGCCUCACGGAGAAGAUGGCUGUCAGCAUCGUGGACUACCGCCGCGAGCACGGGCCCUUCCGCAGCGUGGAGGACCUGGUGAGGAUGGGCGGCAUCAAUGCAGCCUUCCUGGACAGGAUCCGACACCAGGUGUUUGCAGAGCGGUCCAGGCCCCCGUCCACGCACACCAACGGGGGCCUGACCUUCACCGCCAAGCCUCACCCCAGCCCGACCUCGCUGAGCCUGCAGAGUGAGGACCUGGACCUGCCCCCGGGGGGGCCCACCCAGAUUAUCUCCACCCGCCCUUCCGUAGAGGCCUUUGGAGGCACGAGGGAUGGGCGGCCGGUGCUGAGGCUGGCCACCUGGAAUGUGCAGGGCUGCUCAGUGGAGAAGGCCAACAACCCUGGGGUGCGAGAAGUGGUGUGCAUGACACUCCUGGAAAACAGCAUCAAGCUUCUAGCUGUGCAGGAACUACUUGACAGAGAGGCCCUGGAAAAGUUCUGUACGGAGCUAAACCAGCCCAUCCUGCCCAACAUCCGCAAGUGGAAGGGACCCCGGGGAUGCUGGAAGGCGGUUGUUGCUGAGAUGCCCUCUACUCAGCUCCAGAAGGGCGCCGGGUUCUCAGGAUUCCUGUGGGAUGCUGCGGCCGGCGUGGAGCUGAGAGACGCCACCUCGCAGGAAAGUUCUCCUGGCAACGGGCACGGGAAGCCGUCGGGUCCCAGCCCGUACCUGGCGCGUUUCAAGGUGGGAAGUAAUGACUUGACCCUUGUGAACCUUCACCUGGCAACCUUGGUCCACCCAGGGGGCGAGAAUCCAAGCAGGAAUCACAGUGACAGCCACCGCUUGGCUAGCUUUGUACAGACCUUGCAGGAAACCCUAAAAGGAGAAAAAGACAUGAUUGUUUUAGGGGACUUUGGCCAGGGUCCCGACAGCAGUGACUAUGAUAUCUUGAGGAAAGAAAAAUUUUACCACCUGGUCCCUGCGCACACCUUCACCAACAUCAGCACCAAGAAUCCCCAAGGCUCAAAGUCUCUGGAUAACAUCUGGAUCAGUAAAAGCUUAAAGAAGGUUUUCACAGGUCACUGGGCUGUCGUGAGAGAAGGCCUCACGAACCCCUGGAUUCCAGAUAACUGGUCCUGGGGCGGAGUGGCCUCUGAGCACUGCCCUGUGCUAGCUGAGUUUUACACUGAAAAGGAUUGGAGCAAGAAGGAAGGCCCUCGAAACGGCAACGGGGUCACCUUGGAGCGAAGCGAAGCCAACAUUAAGCACGAGCGAUGAUGGCACCAGAUCUCUUCUCCGCCUCUGAGCCCGGAGCCGGGAGCUCCCCCUUCUAGAACAUGCAGGCAGCCCAGCUGUGGUUUGGCCUUCAGCCUGACAGCACUAGCACCUGGGCUUCCACCUGCCUCCCGCCUUUGUUUGUGGACGUUUUGGGACCUCUGGUGGGGGAGGGAGGUGCCGGAUGGGCAACUGGCAAGCCCGGUGGGGGCUGAGCUGUCCUUGUCCUCUGUGGGUGCCCCUGGAUGGCACGUGCAGAGGACCGAGCUGGGGCUCCCGGGGCGGGAGCGGCCGUCCCAGGCCCCAGACCCUGUCCGGGCCACGCCAGAAGCUCCCGUUGGUGACCACCAGUCCUCGAUGCUCUGGCUGCAAAUUACAUAAAGCUUUUAACUGUGACGGAGCUGAGCACUCUUCUCAAACAUUUUGAGUGGUGAUUUUUAGUUUUGUUUUGAAAACAAUAAACAGAGAUGAACCUGA
This is a messenger RNA of Canis lupus familiaris (dog), 2752 nucleotides long. RefSeq names its product endonuclease/exonuclease/phosphatase family domain containing 1 (gene EEPD1). Gene Ontology annotation, cellular component: plasma membrane. Lineage: Eukaryota; Metazoa; Chordata; Mammalia; Carnivora; Canidae. The coding region runs from base 569 to 2278 and encodes 569 amino acids. Gene Ontology annotation, molecular function: catalytic activity; DNA binding. Gene Ontology annotation, biological process: DNA repair. The record is from RefSeq and is a predicted model, not a curated record. The transcript has 8 exons.